Molecule: messenger RNA, 1048 nt
Organism: Centruroides sculpturatus (bark scorpion)
Lineage: Eukaryota; Metazoa; Arthropoda; Arachnida; Scorpiones; Buthidae
Product: 6-phosphogluconolactonase-like
Exons: 5
Coding region: 152-880 (242 amino acids)
Biological process (GO): carbohydrate metabolic process; pentose-phosphate shunt
Molecular function (GO): 6-phosphogluconolactonase activity
Source: RefSeq, a predicted model, not a curated record
GACGCAACGGCUUCGAAACAUGUCAAUUACUUUCACGCUUUUGACGCGUGUCCUUGGUUUGUACGUAAUAAGACACGAAGUACCGGUCCUAAAAUUAACGGGACUAACGUAGAAAACGUCGGAAAGUUUAUCAAAUCGCUUGAUUUGUAUAAUGGGGAAACAGAUAUUUGUAUUGCGCGACGAACAACUUAUUGUAAAUAAGUUGAAGGAUUUAAUUGAAGAAAUUGCUGGUGAGAAACUAAAGAAAAAUGAUGUUUUCACAAUAGGACUUUCAGGUGGAAGCUUAAUUAAAUAUGCAUCGCAGGCAUUUUUAUCAAUCGUAACAGAAUGGACUAAAUGGCGUUUCUUUUUUUGUGAUGAAAGAUUAGUGCCUUUUGAUGACAAAGAAAGUACUUAUGGUUUGUAUAAAGAGGAAUUGUUAGGAAAAGUUCCAAUUACUGAAGAACAAUUUGUGACCAUAAAUCCUGUGUUAAAUGUUGAAGCUGCUGCUCAAGAUUAUACAAAAAAAAUGAAGGAAUAUUUUGAAGCAAAUAAAUUUCCUAGUUUUGAUUUGUUGCUUUUAGGAAUAGGACCGGAUGGUCAUACAUGUUCACUUUUUCCCGGUCAUCCAUUAUUAGAAGAAAAUAAAUUGUGGGUGGCCAGCAUAGCAGACUCUCCAAAAUUCCCACCUUGUCGCAUAACUUUGACAUUUCCUGUGAUAAACAAUGCUCACAAUGUAAUUUUUAUUGCAUUAGGUGGAAGUAAAGCAAAAAUUAUAAAGGAAAUAUUUAGAGAAGAUUCUUCUAAUCCUCUCCCAGCUGCUAGAAUUUCUCCAUCUCAUGGCCAGUUGUAUUGGUUGAUGGACAAUGCAGCUGCCAGUGAAAUCAAUAAGACAGAAUAAUAAUUAUUGGAAAUACUUUAAAAUCAAAGAAAUAAGUCAGUAUAUAAAAAGAUUCUAUAUCAUUGUUUUUAUUACUUGAAAAAUGUUAAGUUACGAUAUGCAGAACUGGUUUUUAUACAAUAAAUGAAUAUAAAUUUAUUUUUAAGAAGCUGUAAGUAAAAGUUUUGU